AGCACCAAGGGGCCUGCAGGGGAGGCUCGGCCGGGAAGCUGCGGCCAUUCUCGCCGUUCUCCCGGCCAGACAGGCAAUUGCGGUUAAAACCUGCAGCUCUCCCCGCCUCCCUCGCCUCCCUCUUUCCCGGCCGGCUUUCUGUCCCCUCUCUCGCGCCGUACCGGACGCUUUGUGUCAAUUUCCUGGCUCUAGUUACUUUAUGUCAAUGGGGAACUGAGCCUGAGAAGAGGAUGAGCAGGUGGUCCAGGUGGCUGCGGCUCCCCUAGCGCCGAGAGGCGAGCUCGGAGAAGGCGAGGCCGACCCGGAGGCAGAGGGGAGGAGGAGGAAGGUGGGGGCGCUCCGUGUGCUCGCCUGCCUGCCUGCCCUCCUGCCGGCUUUUGUUCCCGAACCUCGCCCGGGCUGCUCUCCAGCUCCAGCUGCCCGCUCCUCCUCCCUCUGCGAGCCGGGCUGGGCGGCUCUCCGGGCUCCCCGCCGUGAGCACAGCCCGGGCCGAGGCCGAAGCAGGAGGCGCGGAGGGGCGGCAGCGCUCCCAACAUGGCUGAAAUCAGCAUAGACCAGUCCAAGCUUCCCGGAGUGAAGGAAGUGUGCCGGGACUUCGCCGUGUUGGAGGACCACACGCUCGCGCACAAUCUCCAGGAGCAAGAAAUCGAACAUCACUUGGCGUCCAACGUGCAGCGAAAUCGCCUGGUUCAGUACGACCUUCAGGUGGCCAAGCAGCUCCAGGAAGAGGAGGACCUGAAGGCCCGGGCCCAGAUCCAGAAACGCUACAAAGACAUAGAGCAGCAGGACUGUGAAAUCGCUCAGGAAAUCCAAGUGAAGCUGGUCAUCGAGGCGGAGCGCAGGCGCCUUCAGGAGGAGAAGGACGAGGACAUCGCUCGCCUGUUGCAGGAGAGAGAGUUACAAGAAGAGAAAAGGCGAAAGAAGCGCUCUCCAGAGUCCCCUUAUGAUGAUGGCUACUACUUGGCCAAUGGAGACCCUCCAAGGUCAAGGAGGAACAGGGAGCUGGGUUCUGAGCCCCCACGGUCUCGAAGGCAGCAUGAAGACAGGCCUGUGAGGCGCAGGAGGGACAGACCCAGUAGGCCUUCGGAAGACACGGAUGAAUGCCAGGAGCAGUAUGCCGGGGAGAAUUCCGGGUCUUCCCUCAGGCUUAGCAAGCCGAGGGAGGACCCCCAGACUAGCUGGGAAGCCCAGGAAAGGAAGCUCUCUGGGCACGAGAGACUCCCGAGGUCUCCCCUUCCCAAGAUCGGUGGGGACGUUUUCCCGAGCGUGGAAUCUGAUGAUUGGGACCACAGCUUUGGCCAUGGUUCCGCGAGACAUCCCGAUGACUCUCGAUCCCACCACCAAGACCGACUCUCGCCCAAGUGCUCCCAGAAGCCAGGGGCUCAUAGGAAAGAAGAAAGGCAUAAGAGAGACUGUGGGAUGGGGGAAUCCAGAGAUAAAAAGGAAGGUCCCAGGACAAGGAUGCCUGCCUCCUCCAAGAGGGAGGAAAAGCACUAUUUCGAUGAUGCAGGAAUGAAGCCAAGGGGGACAAAAGACACCGUCUAUACGCCGCCGAGAAUGACCCACAGGGACCAGGAACUGUACGAUGCUGAAAUCGCCAGGAAGCUUCAGGAAGAAGAACUCAUGGCUAAUCAGGUGGACAAGAGAGCCGCCCAAGUAGCUCAGGAUGAGGAGAUCGCCCGCAUGCUCAUGGCUGAAGAGAAGAAAGCCUACAAGAAGGCAAAGGAACGGGAGAAGUCCUCCUUGGAAAAGAGGAAGCAGGACCCAGACUGGAAGUCCAAAACAGCAGAAACAACAAGGCCAAAGUCAAGAGAGGCCCAUGAAAGCUCCUGGUCUAAGAAUGAGAAGCCAGCUCGGCCUCCACCCCCCACCAUGGUGGAUGCUGCGGACUCAGACUACACACACUUCUCAAACCAGCAUAGUUCCACGCGGCCAUUUUCCAAAGCUGAGUCAUCUCACAAAGGUCACCGUUCUAAACAGUAAAGACCAAGAACCGGCCUUGAAUCUGGCUGCCCGUAGUCAAUCUUACUGGAUUAUAUCCGAUGCCUUCCUCAUUUUGUUUCAUUUUGUUCUUUCUCCUAAGUUUGCACCACCAGAACUGUGUCCUCUCAACUCUCCCCUGGCCACUCAAAGCAUAUGUUCAUUUUAAAGGUUCUCAUUGUUUUUGCUCACUUGGGCAGUGUAGUACUCUCUAGAGCAUCCAUUCCUUUGGCUGAGGGCUUUGGAAUCCCAUUGCGAUCCAAACUAGCAGAGGGAAGAGUAGGCUUUGAUACCUCCUGGUUUUUAUCACAGAAAAAAAAAACUCUUAGAGGAAAUCAUUUUAAUUAUUUGCGCACUGGGUGAUAUUAUGAGAGAUAGCACUUACUCUGCUUUGCAAGAAACUACAUCCCCUUGAAAAAGCAUGACAUACAAAGGGACAGAUGACUUGAUACAAUGGGGAGAGAUUCCCAGAAUCAGCAGAAAGCGGAAAGAUUCCUGUUAUAUAUAAACUCUAGCCCAGUAGGAAAAGUGCUACAGAGCUUUUGCCUUGGCCUGAGCUUCCUUUCAUUUCCUCAAGAAUGGAGCUUGGUAGAUUCUCUGUGGUAGAGCUCAAGUGACUUGGAGGGGUAGCCCUUGGUGUAAUAUUUGGCACUAGUUACACAGAGGUAAUGCUGUAUAUCAUGUCAUAAAACAUUUGUUGUUCCCUAGUAAAGCCAAUCAGGAAAAAGGAGAGCACGGAUAAAACUCCACUGGCCCCAGAAAUGCCUUUUUUCCUCCCCUCCUUUUGUUUCCACUUAAAUAAUUUGAUGAUAGUGCUCAUGCGUUCUUGGCUCUGAGAACGUAAUCUUCCUUGGUUAGAGAGUACUUGUAGCCAUCCUCAUUGUCUCUUUGGCCUGGUGACAUGGUGGCUACUUUCCAUGUGGGCUCAAAGAUGAUGCAGAUCCGUUUAACCCUCCCAUGCGUGCUGGCUUCUAAGUCUUGCUGCUGCCCAAGUAAAUAUUCUGGAUAAAGAACUCUUCAGAAAUAGUCGUCUUAAUGUUCAGAAAACAGGAAUUAAUUGAUGCCUUAGAGAAACCCAGUUUCUAGCCUUGAUACUGCUCUCAUGGAAGCUCUUACCUUCCUUCCAUGCUUGUAUAAUGGAAAUGGAAAAUAACCAAUGGUAGUCACUCGUCAAUCCUGUUUUGGGGGGGAUUUUCUCUUGGUGGUAUGCACUCUGCGUGUUGCCAAGUAUUCUCCAGAUAGAAAGGUGUGAGUGGGUAAAAGCUAACUAGGAGGCCAUGAUAAGUUGGUGUUCCCCACCACAGUCAGUUCUGAAAACAGACUAAAAUGAAGCUCUCGUUCUGUGUGAGUGUCAUGAGUGUCUAUAACUCGUUAGUUUGAGAACUAAUUGGUACUUGGUGAAUAGGGAGAGAAGCAAGAGGGGUAGUUACUUAUGAAACUAGGGGAAAGCUGAUGUCUCUGGAAAUGACAUCAGUUCAUGAGGAAAAGAAAAUUUGAAGGUAGAAUGGAAAAUGGAACCUGCCAAAUUCUGAGUUACCUGUAGUGAGGCCUCUGAUACUCAAACAUAGAAACUGGCCAGCUCUAGCAAUCUGGGUAUUAUUUUGCCUGCCUGGUUGUUUGUGUCCCAUGUUCUGGAAGUUUGCCAGUCUCGGUGACUUUAAAGAAACAAAAUACACAACAUUUUUAAAUUCAUAAUUUAGCAAACAAUAUCUGCCUUUUUAAAAACUUGAGAAAUGUUUAUUUUUUCUACUUUACGAAACAGUCACAAUUUUCUCUUUCCCUGGUCUCUCUCAUGUUUUCUCUAGUUGUAUUUAGUUCCAUGAGGUGUCUGCAGAAGAUGCUUCUGUGAUGAAGCCCACAGUGUCUCGGAUACCUCCCCAGAUUCUGCCCGUGGCUCAGCCACUGGCAUUGGGUUUGGACCGAGAGUAUGAUUUUCUGCUGUAAUGGCUGGCCAAUUUAGCAUCACUUUAGAACAGUGAAAAGUGUCUAGGCUUUGAAAAGAGAAGAGUUUAAAUAUACAUUAGCCCCUUUGCCUAUGUGGAACUAAAACCAUUUCAUUUUAUUUAGAGGAGCAGUUUUUUUUUUUUUUUUCCUCACCAGAAAAUGGAGUAAAUACCACAAUCCAUUCAGUUGAAUCCCACUCUUCUUCCCUUGAAAUCUAGACCACUGUGGUAAUGUUAAGUAAUACCAAAAAGGUCAGUCCUCUGCUCCAAACCCAGGGCAGUGAAUCAAUCAAAUGGCCUUGUCCUUUAAAAUCUUUUAUAAUGAGAUAGCAAAUCUUUCUUUCACUCUUCUCACCCUCUCUGGGCCAAACUAACCCCUGUAGGCAUAUUAUUUUAUGCUUUAAACCUGUGACUCCAAACUCCCCAGCCCAUCAGCUUUUGUCCUUUUAUCUCAAGAGGCUGGACUAUUGCAUUCCCCUGAUUUCAUUUCUUUGCAGUGCAGGGACUUGGCUUGCUGGUUCCUUCCCAAAUGUAAGUGGGGGGUGGGGGAGGAGCAUAUAGGAAAGCCACUGAAUCCAUUACUGCCAUUCUUCCAGUCAUCCUCUCCUUCUAAUGGGACAUGGAUGAUCAUAAGCUAGUGCCAACUGGAUAGGAAGGCAGAAAGUUCACUAGAUGCUUAAAUUUCAGUCAAAAAAUAAGAUCCUUCCAGAUACAUAUUCCCCCACUCUCCCCACUUCCCCCCAGGUCUGGGGCCAAAAAAUUGUUAGAAAAUCUGUGGGAGAGAUUUAGAAAUUUAGACCUUAAACUUUGAGAUUCCUUUCUCUUUGUUACAUGUAUGGUCUAUUACAAAGACUGAUUUCAUGUUAAAAAGGAAAGGCCAACAAGAAGCUCCCUUCCCUGGAUCACAGUUACCAUAUUGGUCCAACAUCAAAUGUUGCAUCUCUGUGGUGGCGGAGAAGAUCCUACAGUAUCUUCUGAUUGCGUGUUUCUGAUGAUUGUUCAUACCUUUCUACAUUUUAGGAUUUGCCAGGUUGGGGAGUUUUACCAGGAACCAAAACAACCAAUCUUGGGUGGUGUUUGUUUUUGUUGUUUGUUUAUUUUAUUUUAUUUUUUUAUAUAAUACUAUUGGAAGAUCUUCUGUACAUUGAAUCCUGUGCCAAAUGUUUUAUUUCAGAAACUGCUGUUAUCAUGGAAAUAUUCUACUUUUUUGUGUAUAUGUUUUAUUUUAUAUUCAGGGGCUUGAUUUUUUUCUAAAUGUUGCCUCUAUGUCCAUUGGCUUUGGGACAGUUAUUCAUGUUUUCAGUGCUAAUUUAAAAAAAAAAAAAGAGGAAAUAUACUAGUCAUAGCUGUAGGAAGCCCCAAUUGUACUAUAGUGCAACCCCAUUAUACAGGGGCCUUUAAAAAAAAAAAAAACUUAUAAACAAAGCAGGAUUAAGUCCAAGAAGGAAAUGGGUCAAUUCUGGGCAGCAAACACAUAGGAAAAGUGUAAUGGUCAAGUUUCCCUGGAUGCUGCUCUUUUAUCGUAAUGCCUUUUUUAUUUCCAUACAUACAAAUAAGUGGUAUCCCUACAAAAGGAGUAAACCCAUUUAGUUCCAGAUGACAUUUAUUUAUUUAUUUAGUCUGCUUAGAGUCAGAAAAGUGACUAUGGAAAGUGAAUCUCCUUUCCUGUGUCUCCAGUGGUGCCUGCAGGUCACGAAGCCAUAUUUGCUUCCCUUUUAUUGACACCAGCAAAUCUUCCUUCCUCUGGGCCCUAUGCCAAAGGGGAGCUUGAUGGGGCCCUGUCCUGUUAAUGCUGCAUUGAGCAGAGUGUCAGCUAAAUUCCUCUUCUUUCUGAUGCAAGGAGAGAGAUCAAGAGAUGUGGAGAAAUGUUGAAAUCAAAGGUGCUCCUUGGUGCUGUCAAAUCAAAACUGGUCCUCGGGAAAGGGGAUCUAGAAAAGUCAACCAGGGGAGAGGAAACCAGGACACUCAUCAAAAGAGUCACUUUUCUGAUGAAAGUUGCACUUUAAGACAAAGAAAGAGCGGUGUCUCUAAAGAGCAGUAUUGCCUUAAACACGUUUGACUUUACAGUCAAACAUAUCUUACUUCUUAACUGUGAGCCCCAGCCAGCUCUCCAUUAUCUCUGCUCAUGGAGGGAAGGGGCCAUCCCUCCAUUGCUUGGAACAUCUUCCUCCCGGGAGCAGCAAGUAUGUUACAGAUUGUAUGGUUGUGUAGUUCACUUCUGAUCAUUUCAUUUCUUAAUCUAUUGAAUUAGUCGUUCAAUGAACAAAAACUUGUGGGAGGAAGAAAUCCAAUUCCACUGGACACACAUUUAUUAAGGGGCUAAUACGUAGCAGACGUCGUUCUUGGCACCGAGGUUACAAAGAUAAAAAGGAAACAGCCCCUGCUCCUCAAGGAGCUUCUAUUCUACCGAGGAGAUAUAUAUACACAGUAAGGAAAUACAAAAUGAAUGAUACCUGCAAGAAGUGGAAAUGUUCAGUGGCCUGAGUCUCUCACAUUCCACUUCAUCAGUUCCAGAAUAAUUGAGUUUUGAUUGCUCUUGUUAAGAUAUCUCUUUUAAAUCUUAGUUCUCCUUUUGGUGACUUUUUACUCACCUGAGGAGGUGGGAAUGAAUGAACUCAUUUUAUUUCAAAUGGAAGGAAUAGCAAAUAUAAAGAAAACCUUCACCAUGAUUCUUCAUAGGAAAGAAUUGGCCUUUUUUUUUUUUUUUCUCAGUUUGAGUGAAUCUCAGUUUGUUUUGAAAGGUUCCAUUAGUGCCACCAAGGGAAAAAAAAAAAAACACUAUGGAAAUAAUCACUUUCAUUCACUAAAAUAUGUAUAAUGAGUAUCGCUCACCUCAAUAUGCUGUAAAUGCCAUCCAGUAGUAUUGCCUGGUCUCACACACAUUAUUACAGUCAUAUAACUGGAAACUCCUAGAGGAGUUUGGCAAGCCAGAUUAUCUGGACUUGGGUUUUCAAUCAAGUAUUAGCCCUAACACUUGAGUAAGACAGGAAGGGCCUGUCUUACUCUCUUCACACAAUAGCUAUUAAGGAGCUCACUUAAAAUAAUGGCACGUUGAACGUUGCUUCCUAAUAAUCUGGAUUAUUUUGUGGAGGGUAAAAUGCAGUGAAUGAUUUGAUGGGACAAUCAUAAAAGUUUCAGAACUUCCACCUUUCCAGAAAGACAGAAACAUUAGGAAGAAAAUGUUUUGACCCAGCCUGUAAGAGUGAUUUUGUACUUUCUCCAUGGAAUUUCAGUCCAAUGGAUGCCCAGUGUUCUCUAAAGAGUUUCCAGCUGUUAUAUGAAACACCUUUUAACAGCAGAUUUCUUUGCCUAUUUUUGAUGAAGUGGGUCUUCAAGAUGGCGGUAGCCCUUGUAAUAUGUAAGCCCAGUGGCCUGUUUCACUAAUUACAAAGCAGUCCACAAGGUAUCAGUUAAAGCUUACUGCCUGUUGGCUACAAGUUUGAAUAAGUUUUCAUUUUGAAGUCUGAACCUUGAAAGAAAAGGAGUGAGGGGAGCGGCUUUUAAAAAGGAUUCCUAGAAAUGUGAUUUUUGAGAUAAAUUUGUGUCUGCCUAAUGCCUUAUACUGAAAAAGUCACUCCGUGAUGCAAUCACUUUAAUUUCAAUUCUGAAAUAUUGGAAAUGGCAAAAGGGGAGGGCAUAGGACAGGCAUUCUUAGAAACUGAGAGGUGAACAGCUGUUACUCAGAUGGCUGUCUUCUCAGGACUAGGAGCACCCUGACCUCAAAUGACACACGGUAGACACUGUGAAAAGACAUCAAUAGAUUGUUUGGUGAUUUGAAAGGAUGUUGAAAAUAUUUAAAAUCGAGAUGCAGCGGUACCCUGAGGCAUUAAUGACUACUUUAUGAGUACCAGUACAAUUGAAACCUUGUAAUAUAUAUUUGAUAGUACUUGGUAGGCUACAGGGAACCUACAGGAAUUAUGCUGGGGAUUUUCAAUAAAGGUAUCCCUCCCCAACUCUUUUUAUUACAGGUAAAUUUUGGCGGUGAUAGACACAUUAGGAGAAGUUGUAAUGAGUGACUGGUUUUAGUCACUCUAAAAGGUGACUUUUUAAGGUGACUUUUUACCUGCCGGAAGGUACAGAUGGACCUUCUACUCAUUCCUUGCAUGGGGCCAUGGCCAGCAAGUUGGUCACCAUACCCCAUAGAGUGGCCAUUUCCUUGCUGAGACUUUAAUAGGAAAGUUCUUGAGGUGUUUGUGACUGACCAGAUGUCUCCUGGAUGGCUGGAUGACAGAGCUUUGUUCAACAUCCUAUUUUACCCUUGCUUGAACUUGGGGCUUCACUCUGUAAAUUACACACUUACAAUAACUCAUCUAUGCAAUCGACUCCCUCUCUCUCCUUUCCCUCUACCCUUUUCCUUCUCCUUUUCUCUCUCCCUCUCUCCUCCCCCUCUUUCCCCAAUCUCUCCCUUUUUCUCCCUCCUUUCCUCUCUCAACUGAUCACAUACUAUUUUCUUUUUAAAUCAAGUCUGACAUUGAAUUUAAUGAAUUAUGUUUUGAACCAAAGGGUCAUAUGUGUGUAGACCCGCUUGUUUUGUUUCCUGAGGUGAACAGUCUUGCCCACCUCUCUUAAUAAAGUUGUCCUUUUGGUUAGCCACA
Antechinus flavipes (yellow-footed antechinus) is the source of this 8518-nucleotide messenger RNA. RefSeq names its product coiled-coil domain containing 50 (gene CCDC50). Gene Ontology annotation, molecular function: ubiquitin protein ligase binding. The transcript has 12 exons. Gene Ontology annotation, cellular component: cytoplasm. NCBI's taxonomy places the organism in Eukaryota, Metazoa, Chordata, Mammalia, Dasyuromorphia, Dasyuridae. The record is from RefSeq and is a predicted model, not a curated record. The coding region runs from base 535 to 1983 and encodes 482 amino acids.